AUGAGUUUUGCUGGUCCCAUGCCGCUCAAGGCGGUGGCUCCUGCCUCAAGAACACAAUCGCGGAGACCUUCUAUCGCGCAGAAGCAGCAAGUCCACAAUGCGCAGUCAAUACGGUUCUUCCACGCCUCUUCCCCGUCCUUCGCCAUGGCCGACCCGUACAAGACACUCGGCGUCAGUAGAGAUGCAUCCGCUGCCGACAUAAAAAAGGCCUACUAUGGUAUGGCGAAAAAGUACCACCCCGACACAAACAAAGACGCCGGUGCGAAGGAGAAAUUCGCUGCCGCACAAUCCGCAUACGAAGUUCUCUCGGACGCUGAGAAGAAGAAGGCCUUUGAUUCGUACGGAGCCGGUGCUUUCGAUGCAAACGGCGGCUUCAACCCUGGGGCCAGUGCGGGAGGACCAGGAGGAAACCCGUUCGGAGGAGGCUUCGGCGGCUUCGGCGGGUUUGGUGGUGCUCAAGGUGCGGGAGGAUUCCAGGAUAUCAAUUUCGAAGACUUGUUUGGAGCAUUCACGGGUGGGCGACGAGGAAGAGGGGGAGGUGGGAGAAGGAAUCCCUUUGAAGAAGAAAUCAUGGUGGGCGACAACAUCGAAGUGCAAACAAACAUCUCAUUUUUGGAUGCGGCCAAGGGCGUCAAGAAGGAUAUUCACAUUAGCCCCAUGGCAGAGUGCGGGACAUGUAGUGGCAGUGGUCUGAAGCAGGGUGCUAAGAGAGCAGAAUGUAAGAGCUGUGGAGGUACCGGACAAAGGGUGACGAGCAUGGGUGGCUUCCAUAUGAGCGCAACCUGUUCAUCUUGCGGAGGAUCCGGAUUCGCGAUACCUAGAGGCUCGUCUUGUGGCACUUGCGGCGGCGAUGGAGCAGUCAAAGACCGGAAAACCAUCACUAUCGACAUACCUGGUGGCGUAGAGGACGGCAUGCGGUUGCGCGUUAAUGGCGAAGGAGAUGCACCGCUGACAGGUCACGCCAUGUCUUCUGGCUCCGUCCGCGGCCAGAAGGGAGAUCUCUACGUCCUGAUUCGCGUAGCAAAUGACUCGAAGUUCAAGCGCAAUGGCUCUGAUAUCCUUCAUACCGCUACCAUCCCAUUCACCACUGCUGUCCUCGGAGGAGAGAUUAAAGUCCCCACGCUCGACGGCGAAGUCAAAGUCAAGGUUCCUACUGGAUCUGGAACUGGCGACCGCAUCACACUUUCUGGCAUGGGCAUGAAGGUGCUCUCGGGCCGACGUGGCGGCAAGGGCGAUCUGCGUGUUGAGUUCAAGGUCAACAUGCCCAAGUAUCUCAGUGUCAACCAGCGGACAAUUCUUGAGAUGCUAGCGGACGAAAUGGGAGACAAGAGCGCGCAACGCGUCAUCAACCCCGGGAAGAUGAAGGAUGAACAUGGGAACAGCGUAGGAGACGACCACUCGAAUGAGGGCUUCCUGAAGAGCGCGUGGCACAACCUCACGGGACAGCACAAGCACCUGGAUCCAGAGGAGAGGAGGAAGGCGGAAGAAGACGAGAAGAAGAAAGGGUCUGGCUGA
Molecule: messenger RNA, 1515 nt
Organism: Alternaria postmessia
Lineage: Eukaryota; Fungi; Ascomycota; Dothideomycetes; Pleosporales; Pleosporaceae
Exons: 3
Coding region: 1-1515 (504 amino acids)
Biological process (GO): response to heat; protein refolding
Cellular component (GO): cytoplasm
Molecular function (GO): heat shock protein binding; ATP binding
Source: RefSeq, a predicted model, not a curated record